Molecule: messenger RNA, 2085 nt
Organism: Hippocampus zosterae (dwarf seahorse)
Lineage: Eukaryota; Metazoa; Chordata; Actinopteri; Syngnathiformes; Syngnathidae
Exons: 2
Coding region: 189-1379 (396 amino acids)
Source: RefSeq, a predicted model, not a curated record
CCAAGUAAUCACCAAGAAAGGCUAUGGAUACCGCCUCAGAAAUGGAGCUACAAUCAGUCACCUCCUCUACAUGGAUGACAUAAAGCUGUAUGCUAAGAGCGAAAGGGACAUAGAUUCCCUGAUCCACACAACCAGGAUCUACAGCAGCGACAUCGGGAUGUCAUCAAAGGCUUGAGAAAUGUAGUCGGAUGGUGACUAAGAGAGGAAAUGUAGUCCGCACUGAAGGGGUCUCACUCCCUGAAGGAACAAUUGCAGACAUUGAGGACAGCUACAAGUACCUUGGUAUAGCACAAGCCAAUGGCAACCUCGAACUGGCAACAAGGAAAGCAGCGACGGCCAAAUACCUCCAGCGAGUGAGGCAAGUCCUAAGAAGCCAGCUCAAUGGCAAGAAUAAGACCCGGGCAAUAAACAGCUAUGCCCUGCCAGUGAUCAGAUACCCUGCAGGAAUAAUAAGGUGGCCAAAGGAAGAGAUUCAGACCACGGACGUUAAGACCCGAAAGCUCCUAACCAUGCAUGGAGGGUUCCAUCCCAAAUCCAGCACCCUGAGACUGUACGGAAGCCGAAAGGAAGGAGGCCGGGGACUAGUGAGUGUGAGAGCCACUGUCCAGGAUGAAACAUCCAAGCUCCAUGAAUACAUCAAGGAGAAGGCUCCAACGGAUGACGUACUCAGAGAAUGUCUCAGACAAUGGGGGACAGAAGAUGAGGUGCUGGAAGAGGGACCAUCAUGGGAGGACAAGGCCCUACACGGGAUGUACCACCGGACCAUAACUGAAGUGGCUGAUCUCAAGAAGUCCUAUCAGUGGCUAGAGAGGGCUGGCCUGAAGGACAGCACAGAGGCACUCAUCCUGGCUGCUCAGGAGCAGGCCUUGAGCACCAGAGCCAUCGAGGCCCAGAUAUACCACACCAGACAAGACCCAAGGUGUAGGUUGUGCAAAGAGGCACCUGGGACGAUCCAACACAUAACUGCAGGGUGUAAGAUGCUGGCAGGGAAAGCCUACAUGGAGCGCCAUAACCAGGUGGCUGGCAUAGUCUACCGAAACAUCUGUGCGGAGUAUGGACUGGAAACCCCAAGGUCAAAAUGGGAAACACCUCCGAAGGUGGUGGAGAAUGACAAAGCGAAGAUCCUGUGGGACUUCCAGAUCCAGACUGACAAGAUGGUAAUGGCGACACAACCAGAUAUCGUGAUCAUAGAUAAAGGGCAGAGGAAAGCCGUUGUAGUGGAUGUAGCGGUCCCAAGUGAUGGAAACAUCAGGAAGAAGGAACAUGAGAAACUCGAGAAAUACCAAGGGCUCAGAGAGGAGCUGGAGAGAGCCUGGAAGGUAAAGGUGACAGUCGUGCCUGUGGUGGUCGGAGCACUCGGGGCAUGCGCGCACUCUUAACACGUUAGCUUGAAGCAUACGGUUGCAUGCCAAGACAUACAGAUAAGAUAAAAACACGUUUUUAAAAAGGCAACGAAAGCAGAACUGAGUUCGGGUGUAUUUUAUUUAGCCAUCGUACAAUGUUCUCACGUUUUUCGAUCAAUCAUCACCCAGAAAUCCAUCAAAGUCCUCAUCCUCUGUAUCAGAAGCAGAGGACUGCACAUCUCAGUUGUCAUUGAAUGCAUCACAUGCUAGUGUGAGUUGCUACGCAUUGCCGAGCGGAAAGAAGGAGUAGCAACAGCAAAGUCAACAUUUCUCUCGUGUGAAGCUUUCCCACAUUUGAAAGUAAAGAACAGAGCGAAACAUGGUGGCAGCGCGUGUGUGUGUGUAGAAAGAAUUGAACAAUUGUGCAAGUACCGUAAUCCAUCAAAAACACCGUGUUCCCUCUCGUUGUUGCGUAUUGUGGCGUAACUCGCCAAGCGCUGCCUCUCACUCUUUGUAAAGUUGUAAACCAAAACCGAAGUUGUUUUGCAACAAUGCACAUAGCCACACUCUAUACAGGUGGUAGUACCUGCUUGGGGCGUCCCUUUAGCGUCCACUUACACGCCCACCCUUCACUCAUUGGCGGACUUCUCCCCCGCAUGCCUGUCCUCUCUCACGUCUGCCUUCUCUCUCUCUCUCUCUCUCUCUCUCUCUCUCUCUCUCUCUCUCUCUCUCUCUCUCUCUC